Molecule: messenger RNA, 2922 nt
Organism: Trichobilharzia regenti
Lineage: Eukaryota; Metazoa; Platyhelminthes; Trematoda; Strigeidida; Schistosomatidae
Source: the annotation of a GenBank genome assembly
AUGACUGCAAGACAAUCUGAGGAUUUAAAUACCAUGCCUAAUUUUGUCCCAACACGUAUUCAAUGCUACCUAUGUGAUUUACCACGUUAUCCAUGGGCAAUGCUAUCAGAAUUCAGUGAACCAGUUUGUCGUGGUUGUGUCAAUUAUGAAGGAGCUGACAGGAUAGAAUGUGUUCUUAGUCGGGCUAGAUUAAUGAAAAUGCAUUAUUUACCACGUGUUUAUCAUCAGAGAACUGUCAAUGAUAAGCAAGAAGAAUACUCCUCUAAUACUGCAUCUUUAUCAACAUCAUCAACACAUGAUGAACGUAAUAUUUCAUUCAGUGAUUUAAAUAUGGAGCCAAGAAAAUCACCAUUAGAUAUAAACAAAUCACUGACGUUUAAAACACAAAUAAAUAAAAAUUCUGAAGUAAAUCGUUUCAUUGAUUCACAUCUUUUAAAUAAUCAAAUUAACGAUGAUAUUUAUAAAAGUAUAAGUAUGUUUACAGGAGGUAAUAUACAACCAACUUCAGGGAAUAUAUCUUCAACUGCAGUAACAUCGUCAUCCUCAUCAUCGACUAUUACAAGUAAUGCUGGGAAUUCUCCACAACAACGUGAUUAUGAUAACCGUUUAAAAGAUGUUUGUAUGAAUUUUUUAAAGUAUGUCUCACUACCAUCCUUAGCGUCGAAUGCUUCUUUAUUAGCAAAUUUAAAUUCUAAAACAGUAUUCUCUUCUGAAGAUCAAUUAGAACAUUCAAACACAACAGACGACUGUUCAACAGUUCAAUUUAAAGGUAAUCAUCAAAAUAAAGGAGUUAUUGUAUCACCACAAAGUGAUAAUAUAGUCAACAAUAUAAUAAGUUCUUCAAUACCUAAUGUUGUCAUGAAUCCGAAUGAAAUGAAUUCGCUGAAUACGCCUAAAAUGAAUGCCUUUCUAAAUGAUGACACGAUAGAAACUUCUGUUACAGAACCAAAAAAUGGUUUGAUACCAGAGUCAGCAUUACAGUCUUUAUGGAAUUCUCGUCUACUAACAACUUAUAUACAAAUCAUUGGAAGUAUUUUAGGCUCAAAUCCAACGAUCACCGACGAAGAAAAUCAUCAAAUAUUGAAUAGUACUGUAAACAGAGUGAAUCCUCAGAAUAAAGCGAAUCCAGGAAAUAUUCUAAAUUCUACAGGAAAUCUAUUAAAUCCACUGAUACAUCCAUAUCUAUUUAAUGAAAACUGUCAUACUGGAAAGUUGUCUAAACUGAACAUGAAUUCAAAUCAUUCCAAUUUAUUAUUAGCACAACAGUUAAAACUGCCUAUUCUUAUAAGAUUACGUCAUCAAUCAAAUAUUCAAGCCCAUUUCUUAGGAUUAAAUCAUACUUCCCUUAUUAUUGAGGAUGAUAAUCAUUCAGAACAGAAUAGUAGUAAUCUAGUGAAUAUAAUGUUUUUUGAAUAUCCUAUUGGUUCAUCAAAUACAUGUAAAGGCUUUCAUCAGCUGGUUAAACUAAUCAGCGCAAGAGUUAGUCAUCAGAAGAAACACCUAAAUAAUGAUGUUAACAAUAACAAUGGUGAUGACACUACUGAUAAUGAUGUCAACUGUUUAGGAGUUGAAGACUUUGAAUAUGAAGUGGGUAGAGAUAAUAUUAAUCAAAUUAUUUGGGCACCAUUUAUUGACUUGAUCAUGUUGAUAAUCCAGUUGAUUUAUCAACCAUUUAUUCAAAAACAGAUAUCAGCUACAACACCAUUAUUACUGCCUAGAGAUUUAUUAAAACAAAUCAAUAUGCUAAAUAGUACAACUGUUGAAACAUUGAAUUUGUCAAGAAAACGAAACUCGAAUAGUUAUAGUUCAGAUGAUCCUAAUUUCAAUCAAAUGUAUGGUAUAAAUCAAAAACAACCCCGACUUGAAAAUGCUCAAAGUUAUCUUCACAAUGAACUCAAUGGUAGUAAAAGUCAUGUCGGGAAUAAUUAUAUCAGUAAUAUGAAUAAUCCAUCAGAUAGAAUGACUGAUCCAUUGAAGAAAUGGAAACCAUUACUGCAGCCUAGAAAAUCACCUAGUAAAAGAAUACUCUGCAAUCUAUGUCCACGUCAUUUAGAAGGUAGUCAUUUUGUUCAGUGUCCUGCUAAUCCAGAGCAUAGAUUUUGUUUUCAAUGUGCUAGAAAUUAUCUUGAAAGAAUGAUGAAUGAACAUCAAACUCUGAGAAGCGGUAAUUUAAAUAGCUUGAAGCUUUUGGAAAUUUAUUGUCCUAGUGGUAAAAAGUGUGUUUUACCAGGUUCAAAAUCACCAUGGGCAUUUGUUACUUCAGAGAUAGCUGCUAUUCUAGGCAAAACUCAGGUCAAUGAUCAUACAUCUCGAGUUGAUCAAUCCUUAACAUCGGUAAAUACAAGUGUCCAAGAUACACCGGCUAGUGUUGCUACUAAUUGCACUAUAAAUAUUAACAAGUGUUCCACUAAUGUGAAUCCCAACUGUCGAUUGGAAAGUAUGUCAAAUACUAGUUCUACACAAUCCUCGACAAAUAGUCAACAGGAUGGUGGUGAUCUUUUGUCACUGCAUAGUAUAAACUCAAAAACUCCACCUGAAUCCCCAAUAAAACCAUCACCGAAUGAAGUCUCUUUAUCCCUCAGUAGUAAACCAGUCAAUAUUGGAUGUCAUCAAAUCAGUAAUAAUAAUAAUAAUCACACUGGAAUGCAUAAAACGCUUAAAGAUAGUCAUAAUGUAUGCGGAAAACUACGUAGUCAUAGACGUUUAACAUCCUCGCCUUUAUCGGUAAGCACUACUUCUUCAUCAGCCACUUCAACACCAUCAAUGUCAUCGUCAAUGACUAAAUCUAAUGAAGUGAAAACUAAAUCACCAUCUUCGUCGUCGUCAGCAUCAACAAUAAAAUUAACAGAGAAUGAUCCCACAAAAGGUAACAUUGAACUAUCACCUUCUGAGAUGAGUAAUGAGAUUUCAGAUAAUGAAUAA